Molecule: messenger RNA, 5605 nt
Organism: Girardinichthys multiradiatus
Lineage: Eukaryota; Metazoa; Chordata; Actinopteri; Cyprinodontiformes; Goodeidae
Product: abl interactor 1-like
Exons: 11
Coding region: 133-1623 (496 amino acids)
Cellular component (GO): lamellipodium; intracellular anatomical structure
Molecular function (GO): SH3 domain binding
Source: RefSeq, a predicted model, not a curated record
UGUUGUGAAUCGGAGGCCAGCGGAGCUACAAUGCCAGACGGGGGAGCCCCUUUCUCAGCAACACAUCGCAGCAUCACAGCCUCGCCUCACUGAAAAAAAGACGGACAGGAGAGCAAUGCAAAGGGAUGCAAGAUGGCAGAGCUACAAAUGCUAUUAGAAGAGGAAAUCCCGGCCGGUAAAAGAGCGCUGGUGGAAAGCUAUCAGAACCUGUCCCGGGUGGCGGAAUACUGUGAAAACAAUUAUGUUCAGGCUCAAGACAAAAAGAAAGCCCUGGAGGAGACCAAAGCCUACACCACUCAGUCUCUGGCCAGUGUUGCCUACCAGAUCAAUGCCUUAGCAAAUAAUGUGCUGCAGCUGCUGGACAUCCAGGCUUCACAGCUGCGGCGCAUGGAGUCCUCCAUCAACCACAUCUCCCAGACGGUGGACAUUCACAAGGAGAAAGUGGCACGUCGAGAAAUUGGCAUCUUGACCACAAACAAGAACACCUCUCGCACCCACAAGAUCAUCGCCCCGGCAAACAUGGAGCGGCCUGUGCGGUACAUUCGGAAACCCAUCGACUACACGCUGCUGGAUGACGUUGGACACGGUGUCAAAUGGCUUAAAGCCAAGCAACAUGGGAACAACGCAGCAGGACGAGGAGGCACUAUUUCCAGGACCAACCCACCCUCACAGAAACCCCCAAGCCCCCCUAUGGCUGGUCGGGGUACGCUCGGACGUAACACCCCUUACAAGACACUGGAGCCAGUGAAGCCUCCGGUGGUGCCUAACGACUACAUGACGAGCCCGGCCAGACUGGGGAACCAGCACAGCCCUGCACGCACAGCUUCCCUCAACCAGAGACCCAGGACACACAGCGGCAGCAGUGGGGGCAGCGGUGGCCGGGAGAACAGUGGAGGCAGCGGAGUCGGGGUCCCUCUUGCAGUUCCCACUCCUUCCCCCCCCAGCAUGGGGCAAGUGGCAACCUCCUCAGCGUCAGUGCCACAGGGCCCCGGCUUGGGUCCUAUACCCAUGUCCCAGUUCGGCACCAUCUCUCGCCAGAUCUCCCGUCACAACUCUUCCACCACUUCCUCGGCCUCCAUGGUGUCGGCCACAGGCACGUACCGCCGUGCGCCCUCCGUGUCCUCCCAGCAGCCUCAGAUCAACGGGGGCCCCGCAUUCCAACAAAACUCAGUGUCUGUGACUCCUCCACCUCCUCCCCCCAUGGUCCAGCUGACCCCACAGAUCCCUCUGACCGGCUUCGUGGCCAGAAUGCAGGAGAGCAUAACAGAAAGCCCAGCCCCACCUCCUCCACCUCCCCCAGAGGACAUUGGUGUGUUUGAGGAGCCUGCUCCUCCUCCACCUCCUCCACCUGUGGACUACGAGGAAGAGGAAGCUGCGGUUGUUCACUACAGUGAUCCGUAUGCUGAUGGAGACCCCCACUGGGCCCCCAAGGUUUACUUAGAGAAAGUUGUGGCCAUCUACGACUACACGAAGGAUAAAGAGGAUGAGCUGUCCUUCAUGGAAGGGGCCAUCAUCUACAUAAUCAAAAAGAAUGAUGAUGGAUGGUUCGAAGGCGUCUGCAACGGCGUCACUGGACUCUUCCCUGGAAAUUAUGUUGAAUCAAUCAUGCAUUACGCUGACUAAAGAAAAUAUUCCAAUGGGAACAAAAACCCCCUAAGAAUGAUGGAGCUCAGUUUUUGAUCAGAUCUACAGAUGUACAGGCGUAUGAAGUGCAGUGGAGAGAAGCAAAGCUCCCAUUUUGAGUAAAGUGCCAUGGUGAAUUCUUAAAAUGAUUUUAUUUUGGUCUGUAGGGGUUGUGCUUGCAUUUAUUUGGACUACUAAAAUACAAAUGUUGCACCAAUAAGAGAGGAGUUUAAUAUUUUACUGGCUGUGGCCUGCCAAUUUACACUGGAGGUAAAACAAGAGGAGCCUCACUAGAAUUUACUCUCAAUUACAAGUUCUUCAGUGCAAACUAUCAUAAAAAAAUGUAAUUAUCCAGUAGAUUCUGAGUCUGAAAACUCAGAUGAGGCUCCUUUAGGUUCAGAAUGCUACCUGUUUAUUUGCACUGCAGAUCACCUGAGCAACUCUUCCCUCCGCUCAAACGGACAAAUAAAACAUCAAGUGCGUUAGGACACGACUGAAUGUUCCACGCUGUCGAUGUCGAAAUCACAAAAACAUUUAAGAGUGGGAGUUUGUAGGGGCUUGAAUUUACAGUGCUCUCUGUCGAAUUAAAAAGGAAGAUUGUACAGAAUGCAUCGAUAGAGAAAAAAGACAAUUUUCUUCUUCAGUUUGGUGGAGUUUCUUCCUGUACUCUAACGUGUAUAUAAAGUGUAAUGUGACCAACUGCCAGUACAGUACAUUUGUCAGUGUGCUUUGUCAGUGGAGGGAAGCGGUGCCAAGGUUGGAUUUCUUUUCAGAUUUAGCUCAUUUUUACUUGAAUGUUCAUUUUUCCUCAUUAGUCACAGUGCCAUUUCCAUUUUAUCCUGGCAAAGUGAUUGUGUUUUAAUGUUCCACCCUUUAUGAUUUGAUCACCUCUGCUGUAUUCAGUGACGCUGUCCGGCUACUGUAGGCUUCAGAAUGCGAAGCAGAGGAAGGACUCACUGUUGCGUCUGUUCAUGUUGUUUACCUUUGUGUCGUAGCUGCACUGAUAGUUAUCAACAACUGUAAUGACUUUGAUUUCGGUCUUGAGUUUGAUUGCAACACAGCGAUUGCCAUGUGAGGAGUGAAGAAGACACCCUUAAGAACUCGUUUAUUCUGCAAACAUUUGCUGGUGUGGUGCUUUCCAGUCGGUGCUCAACCACCAUCGCCCCCAACCCAAACAACCUCAAGUACAACACUGCUCUAUGGACGCACAGAUGUCCCUUAUUUCAAACAUCGCUCGUUUGAUUGUAAACUCCUUCCAUCAUAUCUGUAAUGUGAAUGUAGGCAAAUCAGCAGUAAUGUACUGUCAGUCACUCCUGUUCUCUGGUCCACAUCCUGUGCUAAACAUCACUAACUCCUGCAGAGAAAAUACAUUUAAAGGCAUACAUUAGCUUUGCUAAACUAAGGUUCUAUUGAGAUAUUAGCAAUAGUUCCCUUACCUGUAUGAAAUAUUGCAGUGGGUUUGUAGAAAAGUGAACUUCAAUGAGUGUGUAAGCUAGCCAGUUAUUGUUUUAGCUAAUGUUAGCCAUUUAAAACAACUCAAACUAAAAAUGUUCACACCCUAGGGUAGUGAUGGCUCUUGCACGAAUGGCACCCAGGUCGCGCCCCUCCUACUGCUGUCCCCGAAACAAUUGAAAUGCUAGAAAUUAUCACAGAAUCUGGGGUAUAAUAAAUGCAUUGCAGAACUGCACAAAGCAAAUAACCUAAGCUCCCUAUUUUUAGUUGCAAGCAGGGUGCCUACUAAACACACAGGGGCGCUAACUACGUAUUGACUGCACCUGCAUAAAAGCAGCAGAAAAUAUGUUUAGGGCUUAACUUACAGAUGAGUCAUUUUUAUUCAUCUAAUGCUUGUGCACCCUCCUUUCUAAUGCUGACCUGGGUGACUGCCUAAAUCAAGAGCCACCACUAGUCUUUGGAUACAAUGCUGCAUUAGAGAAUAUGAAUAAUGUUAAUACUGUUGCUGUUUGCUCAGCUGAACAACAUCCCAGUUAAUACACAAAACAAGACUGACAGAGGGUGCCACCACCACUCCCAUCUGCGGCGGUGUUUCCCAAUCGGAAAAAGGCGGCGUGCUUUGUGUGCAUUGGUGGUCAGUCCUUACCUUAAGUAGAGGAGUUCAAGUAUCGUGGUGUCUUGUUCAGGAAUGAUAGUAGGGCAGUGAGGUAGAAGUAUGGAUGCAUCCAGGCCUCGUCUGCGGUAACAUAGCCACUGCUCUGGUCUGUUCAGGUGAAGAAAGAGCUGAGCUAAAAAAGUUCUUGAAUUCACAGUCUAAGUUCAGACCCUAACCUCUGCUCAUGAGAUAUGGAUCAUGAGUGAAAGAACGAGUGGCUGAAAUAAGCUUCCUCUGUAGGUUGUCCUUCAUGGCAACAAACAUCUGUAGUGCCAUGCCAAUAGACGUUCUGCUUUAUCACACAUUCCGUUCUUCAAGCUGAAGGGGACCAAGACACAGAAGACUACUGGUAUCGGAUAUUUUGAUCAGAAGAGUUGACGCUUCUUGACAAGAACAGUUUUGAAAAGGAUCGCUGGCUGCUGCUCAGGGGAACGUUGGCCAAAGGCCAAAUAUCGCCACUGAGCUUACUUUUUGUGGCAUGUCUAACGUCUCCAGUGUGCUUUGCCCUUUACAGAUAGGGUACGGAGUUUUGACAUCCAAGUUAAGCUUGAAGUACCAAGGCUGGUCCCAUUCAUCAAAAUAAGUCAGUCGAGGUUGUUUGGGAUGCCUCCUGAAGGAGAACCACAUAGAGGAGAACCAGGGGCAGGCCAAGAACCGGCCGCAUCAGUCCACUUGAUCAGCUACAAGUCCUCCAAGAGUUUUUUGGGAUUUGUCAUAAAGCUGUCAGUUAUGCAAUUUCAUUGAAGAUGGUAUUUACCUGUGCUUUUACAGGUUUUGUAGUUGUUUGGACAUUAACCCAAUGGACUCGGCAUCUGCUGAUGAAGCAGAUUGACUCAGUCCGCAGAACCUACAGUAGUAAAACAGACUUUGUUUGGCUGAGAAAAGCAGCAGCCUAAUGGUAUCCUGUAAAUUAUAGAGAAUAAAUAUCCACUUAUCUAGCAGUGUAUACCACUGACAUAAACGUUCUGUAGUUUGAGUUAUUUUAAAUUGAUAAAAUACGAUAGAAUGGAGGAGCAGGGCUGUAACCGACUAGCUGGUACCCUUCUACACUGCCAUAGGAUUUCUUCACUUCUCCAGAAACUCACUGCACUUUGACAUCCCUCUACUACAGCUUAAAGAACUGUUACUGAUAACUUCAUAGAACCUCAGUUCCAACACAAUCUGAUCUAUCCCUCUAAGGUAAUAAUUAUGAGGGCUGUUGAUGGUGUUCUCUUUUAAAUGAAAUACCUGCCCCCCACAAAAAUGAUUGUUGGUUUAAGUAAAAGUACAUAUCUUUGAAACUAAAGACUAUUCAUCACAUAAUCAUUUGUACUUUGAAGUGAUGGCUUUUUACCAUGAACUUUAACUUCAAAAGGGAAUGUUAUGAUAUGAACAGUAUUAGGUCAGCCUCUCUGCAUGAUUGUGUAAAGUUUAUAAACAAUGAUUCUCCACUGCAUCCCAGUCUUGAUUGUAUUUUACAUCAUGAGGCCAUUUGUUAAUUAAGAAGACAAUGUUUUCUAUGUAAUGCAUUUUUAGCUUUGCAUUCAACUUGUUUUGUUGUUUUUGUAUGUGAAAAACGGCACAGAACCGUUCGCUCGUAGUUUCUAUGUGAAGGCUUUAUUUAUACGCUUCUGUUCCCAUUCAGAAAUCAUGAGUCGGCCAUUGGUGAGCAGAAAAUGUUGACUCGCUCCAACACCAGGGCAUCACGAGACAUGGCACCCUUCUCCAACGUGUUUUCAUAUGAUCAAACAUGGAAUAAAGAAAAAAUAAAAAUGUGUAACUUAAAUGUUCAUGGGAAUAGAAUCUGUUGUUUGUCCUCCCCUCAGUUUGUACAUAGGAUGUGUUCAUUGAAAUUUAUGUACAGUCUUUUUGUAAUAAACAUCUCAUUGAAGCAAA